AACAAAUUUCAUUUGUGCAUUAGUACUAGGAAGGAACAUAGACCUCUUUGUAACCAAACAUCAAAACAUUUUAUCUCUCUCUCGCUCUGUAUUUUGUUUUGUCGUGAUGACGCGUUUUAAUGGCGGCUAAACCUUCAUUUCUUCUUCUUCUUCUGCCAUAGUUUUCCUUUCUUUUAAACAGACAAAAAAAAAGUUUAUAUAUAACAUUCCUUUUCCUUCCAUAUUUUUACUUUGCUUUGCUCCUAUCCUUUCCCAAUGUUUUUCUUCUUCUUUCUCCUUUCUUUCGUCCUCUCUUUCUUAUUCUUAUUCUUUUCUUUUCACUAUAAAAAACUCCAUAAACAACAACAACUACAAGAAGAAGGCAACCCCCAGAAUGAAUCUGCCCUUUUGAACUGCUGUUUUCCCGAUAUUGUUGAUACGAGGGCACAAACCCGGGGAAACGACUCUACUCAUUUGCCCCAUACUCUUCUUCUACAGAUUAUGCCUUCCGAUUCUGCAAAAUGGGCUGGUUUGUUUACCGGGGAAAACCAACAAAAAGGGGAUGCCAGUCGGGUCGGGUCGGAUCGAGAUGGGGAGCGGUGUGAAUCAGGUGGUGAGGAUCAGAGGACGAAGAAGAAGAAGAGAAGAGGGAAGAAGAAGAGAUUGGAUUCCAAAAGUGAAGAAGGAAAUGGUGACGGAAGGUGUAGUUGUUCAGCGCAAGAGAAGAAGGAAAAGGAAGAAUCGGGUCGGGGGGAUCCGGGUUGUCGGAUCAAACCGGAGCUGGUUUGCUUGUACCCAUUUACAUCAACUGGUAGUGCUACGCAGAGGAAGAUUAAGCAACAUUAUGACCAGCUUGUUAAGUGUCAUCAAAACAACGGAUUAACAUUAGCUCAGGUUGGAGAAUUUGCUAAUUGCCUGAUGGAGGCUAGGAAUGAGUUGCAGCACAAGUCUGAGGUGGUCAAACGUAGGUUCACAAUAACAAAGGCUCUACUAUUCAAAGCAGAUCGAUCAUCAUUUGAUCGCCUGAGACAGCAAAUAUACAAGCUAGAAAUGGAACAGAAGAGAUUAGAAGAGGAUGCAUUUGUCUAUAACUGGCUCCAACAGCAACUUAAACUAUCUCCGGCUUAUAAGAGGAUGCUAGAAGUUUGUACUUGCAUGGAGUCAAAGGGCAAGUCCAGUGAGCCAAUGGAAGACCCGGAUCCUGAAUUUGCUGACAUUUCUUUUGAGGAGUUACUAGCUCAGGAAAAGAAGGAUUCGUUUUGGCAGAAAAAUGGGAAAUCAAAAUUAAGCUCAAACUGAUGACUUCAUUUGUUUAGCUAACUUGACUUUAAACCACACCACUUUUUGUAGCUCUCUCAUGGAAGCUAUUAAAUGACAAAGCUCUCAUCAUUCUCCACCAUGUUUAGCAGCCAACACUCCCUUUCGAGAUCAGAGACAUUGGCUUAUUCUAUAGCUUAAAACUUUAUAUAGCAUCAAUGUGCGGGGGCUUUAGUUGAUAUGGUUGAGGAGUUGAGGUUUGAGUAAAGCUAAUUAUAUAUAUAGCUUAAACAUCUGCAUCAGCUAUGAAUAGAGGGGUUGGUGUUAUUGUAGAUUAUACAGAACUUGAAAAUGUAUCCUACUCUUUAAUAUCAAGUUUACUGUUUUAACGUA
Gossypium raimondii (Peruvian cotton) is the source of this 1629-nucleotide messenger RNA. RefSeq lists its product as uncharacterized. Lineage: Eukaryota; Viridiplantae; Streptophyta; Magnoliopsida; Malvales; Malvaceae. The record is from RefSeq and is a predicted model, not a curated record. Bases 256 to 1278 code for a protein of 340 amino acids. The transcript has 7 exons.